Molecule: messenger RNA, 1300 nt
Organism: Chinchilla lanigera (long-tailed chinchilla)
Lineage: Eukaryota; Metazoa; Chordata; Mammalia; Rodentia; Chinchillidae
Gene: Sh3bgr
Product: SH3 domain binding glutamate-rich protein
Exons: 8
Coding region: 164-784 (206 amino acids)
Cellular component (GO): cytoplasm
Source: RefSeq, a predicted model, not a curated record
CCUGGGCCAAUGGAGAGGGGAGCCCGGGCUGCCCCUGUGCCUGGGCGCUCGCCAGCUGGCACCCGGCACCCGGCACCCGCUGCUCCGGUCCCCGUCAGGAUUUGUCGAGCGACGCGUUCCCGCCGGGGGUGUGUUAGGGGGAGCCCUCUUUCCGACCCUCGACAUGGUUAUCAAAGUGUUUGUGGCCACAUCUUCUGGGUCCAUAGCGAUUAGGAAGAAGCAGCAGGAAGUGGUGGGCUUUUUGGAAGCCAACAAAAUCGACUUUAAGGAACUCGACAUAGCCGGAGAUGAAGACAACCGGCGGUGGAUGAGAGAGAAUGUUCCUGGAGAGAAGAAGCCGCAGAAUGGGAUCCCUCUACCUCCCCAGAUCUUCAAUGAAGAGCAGUACUGCGGGGAUUUUGACUCUUUCUUCUCUGCCAAAGAAGAGAACAUCAUCUAUUCAUUCCUUGGUCUGGCUCCCCCUCCAGGCUCAAAGGUGACAAAGUCGCCUGAGGAAGCUUCUUCCCUUCCCAAUGGUGAUGUAGCAGGAGAGGCAGAGAGUACCACUGAGGGAACAGAGAAGGCUGAAGAACCUGGAGAGAAUGAGGGACAGGAGAACAGUGAAGAUGUGGGCAACCUUCCUGAGUCCCAGGAGAAGAGCGAAGAAGAGGGAGAGAGAGAAGCAGAAGAGACAGAGGAUGCCCCGGAGGAGGCGGCAGAGGAGGAGGCCGGGGGCGAGGAGGCCGAAGCGGGAGAAGAGGAGCCAGGAGAAGAGGAGCCAGGGGAGGAGGGUGAGGACUCCUAGGCUGGCCUCAUAGCCCUCAGAAUCGUGAAGGAACCUUGCAAGCCAUGAAGCAAUAUUUCAAGUUAUGAAGCAACAUUUCAAAUCGUGAAACAACAUUUCACAUGUUUCCCUAUAAAUUCAGUGAAAUACUUUGCUUCGAAGUGCACGCACUCCUCUUAGUGCAUUGGGUGUUCGACGAGGACUUGCACUGUCCGAGGUGGCUGGGUGUGUACACAGAGAGCUACUCCAUCGUAUUGACGUGAGGUUAAAUAUGAAGACAGUAUCGCAUAGCUUCAUGUGCCUGGCACUCUUGGCCUUUGCUUAUUUUAAUUUUCUUUUUUUUUUGCUCUGCAUGCAUAGACCUUAUUAGUGCCGUAAAUCAAAUGAGCACAAGGAAUAGAACUUCUCUUUGUGGCAAAAGCAUUUCGAUAUGGCAGAUUUCCUCCUACGUGCCUUAUGCUACUUGCCUUGGGCUUAGCUUUGGAAAUGAAGUGCUUCCCAGAGAACAAUCAUAUAAAUAAAAAUCAAUAACAAAUA